Molecule: messenger RNA, 3714 nt
Organism: Trichoplusia ni (cabbage looper)
Lineage: Eukaryota; Metazoa; Arthropoda; Insecta; Lepidoptera; Noctuidae
Gene: Pdk1
Product: 3-phosphoinositide-dependent protein kinase 1
Exons: 5
Coding region: 150-2063 (637 amino acids)
Biological process (GO): peptidyl-serine phosphorylation; intracellular signal transduction
Molecular function (GO): ATP binding; protein serine/threonine kinase activity
Source: RefSeq, a predicted model, not a curated record
UGAAAAAAAGGAGUUUAAAUAUAAAAAUUAUGAAUAAAAAAAUGACAUUCUAUUGACAAAUUGUAGUAAACAAAUUUAACACAUCAUGGAGUGCUGAUAUCGCUUUGAGCAUUCGUCAUAAUCGUCAUGAUCAUAGCAACUUAUCAAAAAUGAUUCGGAGUGAGAUUUCUGAGGAGAAGGAUAAUGUCUCUGACGACAAGCUUGGAGCAGGGCCACCCUUGACUGAUGCCUCGGACGUAACGGAUGUCAAUCCUCUCUAUCAACAAAGCUUCGCGAAAGAGACGAUUAUGACGAACAAACCCGACUUGAACAUUUCUGACUUACAUCUACCGGCUCUUGAUAUCCCUAAAGAAGUAUCCGUCGACCAGGCGGGAGAUGUAUCUAACGAGAUUACCGGAGAAGCAGAAGUUGCGAUGUCGGGCUUGACGAUAAACAAACAUGCACAUUCGAUAGUGGAUGCAGUUAUCUGUGUCGGCAAGAUCAACGGUCGAGCGUCAAGUGAGGUACGGGCCCCAAUUGCCGCGGCUGAAACCAUAGUAGAAACGCCGAUAAAGAUGCAAGCUGCGCCUGCGCCCGCCCCGGCGACGCCUGCGCCUGCGGCUGCCACUCAACCCGCUCCAGCAUCGUCGCCGGCUGCCAGCCAGGCACAGAAACCCACCAAGCGGACUGCUAAAGAUUAUAUUUUUGGCAAAUUGAUCGGCGAGGGUUGUUACAGCACCGUGUUUCUUGCAAAGGAUAUACACAGCGGAAAGGAAUAUGCAAUUAAAGUGUGUGAGAAGGUUCACAUCAUUCGCAAAAAGAAGAGAGAGUACAUUAAACGCGAGAAAGAUGCCUUGAACAUGUUGUUUAAUGUGCCGCAUGGUUUUGUAAAACUUUAUUGCACAUUUCAAGAUGAAGAAAGGCUUUAUUUCGUUUUAUCCUUUGCCAAGAAUGGAGAACUAUUAUCUUACAUAAAUCAAGUAGGCUCCUUCGAGCUAAAUGUAGCGAAAUUUUAUGCGGCAGAAUUAUUGAUGGCUCUAGAAAAAAUGCAUGCCAAGGGGAUAAUUCACCGCGACUUGAAACCAGAAAAUAUUUUAUUAGAUGAAAAUAUGCAUUUACAAAUUGCUGAUUUUGGAACUGCUAAAAUAUUAGAACCUGAAGAAAUUCGUGCGACACCAAAUAAUACUGAUAAUGAUACACAGAAUGAACGAUCUAGAAAAAUUAGUUUCGUUGGAACACCGCAGUAUGUUAGUCCAGAAUUAUUACACGACUGCGUAGACACACGUGCCUCAGACCUGUGGGCGUUGGGAUGCAUAAUAUACCAAAUGAUUUCGGGUUUACCUCCGUUCCGCGCCGCCACGGAAUUUCUCACGUUCCAAAAAAUACUUAAGAUGGAUUUCGAAUUCCCAGAAGGAUUUCCUGCUGACGCUAAAGAUCUCGUGGAAAAACUUUUGGUACUAGAUCACACUAAAAGGCUGGGCGCUAAUGAUAAGGGUGAAAUCUAUGAUAGUAUUCGCAACCAUCCGUUCUUCGCUGGAAUUGACUGGGAUAAUGUAUGGGAGCAGACACCACCGACCAUCAGUCCCUACUUGCCAGGCGGUUCAUUUGAAGAGGAAUAUAAUAUACCAGAUCAUCUCGAACCAGGCUUAGGAAACAAACAACUCGUGCGACUGUGGGAAUUCGACUUAUCUACUUCCAAAGGAAUUCUAAACAUCAGUCCCGAAGAAAAGCGACGACGUCUCGAAGUGCAAGCCCGAGAAAGUAAAUGGCAUCAGUUUGUGAAUGGAGAGCUUAUUUUGAAACAAGGCCUAGUGGACAAGAGAAAGGGUCUCUUUCCUCGACGGCGGAUGUUACUAUUGACCACAGGACCGCGACUAUUCUACGUCGAUCCCGCUAAUAUGGUCCUUAAGGGUGAAAUUCCCUGGUCUCCGGAGCUACGAGUCGAAGCUAAGAACUUUAGGAUAUUUUUAGUGCACACGCCGAAUCGUACAUAUUAUUUGGAAGACCCUGAUUCGUAUGCUUUGGAGUGGGCCAGCGUUAUAGACGAAGUGCGCAUCGGAACAUAUGGAAGGGACACGACUUAAGCGACGGCGCGGCCGCAGCUCCGAGUCGCGCCCGCGCCGCCGCCGCGGCCCCGGGCCUCGCGCCCGCUCCUCGUACCUCACGUGGCGAGUUCACACUUCUAGGUUAGGUACUUCUAGCCUUGAUUUAGAGCAUGGCAAAUCCCAAGCCGAAAGCUUUCGCGUCGAUGACCGACUUCGUACGUGUCACAAGUUUCGCAUCGGCCGGUGCGGGGCCAGCUCUGCACCCGGCGCCCAAGGGCAGUCGCCUGCCGCCCGCCGCCGGCCGCGGACCACCUGCACCGGCCGCACACGCACUGGACGGUGACGAGACGACGACCGAUCGACUCCUGAUCGAUCACUGUGGAUACUGAUUGACUGAUUCCUAUUAAUAAUAAUAUCCCGACUAUCUUAAAUUAUUCUAAUUUAAGUUCCUUAUUUAAUUAUUGUGGAAUAUCGACUAUGAUGUGUAAAUAUGUCUUAAAUUAUUAUUGCGAUUGCUUAGUAUAUAGUUAAUUGUGGGCCGAUGUAAGUUUUAUUGUAUACGGGGCCUCAUGUAAGAAUGGACUUGUUAUUCACCACCUGCGUGUUCACGAAGCCCAUUCCGGUUGGUAACUAGGCAAUUUAUAGCUAAAUUUAAUAUUUAUUAUUUGCCAACGGAAUGUGACUACUGUACAGUAAUAACCGUAGUAAAUUAUGAUGGGUAUGUUUCUAUAUUCUACUUCAACUAUGAUUAUCAGUGACAAUUGGAAAUAAAGAUAAGGAUUAGAACAAUUGUAUAUUUUAACGGAAUUAGCAAUUGUCACAGCAUUAGUUGCUGUAGAAAUGGAAACGGCUUAAUGUAAGAAGGGUAGCUUCUUCACUAAAUUAUUGAAGGUUUGGCCGAGUCCGGUCUGAGCCUGAUCGCUGGUCAAAGUGGUCGUACUCUCACUACUCAGGUUUGAGUAUAAAGUGCUCUGCGUUCGAUAAACACAUCGGCAUAGAGCUUCAAUGCUUUUUAUUGUGCAAGUUACUUGUGCUCUAUAUUUCUAACAUAGCAAAGGUAUACGGAUAAUGCCACCAAAGGUGACAAUUACUGCUAUUUCAAUGCUUGGUAAUUAAUUGUCUAAAAUAUAUUAUUUUGUUAAUUGCAGUCGAAUUAAGACAUUGGGAUUGCUUAAUGGAUAGUAAUUAGUGCAAAUUUGUUUUUCUUUUAUAUUUUGUGUUGUUAUGAUUGUGAUUAUAUGGCCAUAGAAAAUAUUCAAUGUCAUGGCACUUAGUUCUAAAUUGUAUUUAAAUUAUUUAAUGAUUAUCAUUUAUGUAGUAACAGGUACAUUAAACUGCCUAAAACUUGCCUGUAAUAUGUAACAUUAGGGCUUGAUGGGAUUAAAUCCAUAGUUCAAUAUGAAACCCUCAUUUAGCAAAAUCUAGACAAAUAAGAUUUCACUAAGUAGCAUGAAGUUCUGUUCUCUUCAUUUCGUCAUGUUUUAUGAACAAUGAGAGUUAAUUAUAAAAAAUAAAUUGGUCAGCAAAAAUUGGAAUUUUCCAUGACAUUGUUAUAAAUAAUUAAAAUUAAAAACUGCAUUUAAAAUUUAAUAACUGUUAACUAUUGUAAUUAUAUUUUACAACAUUUGUAUUGCAUAAAUUCCAUAAAGUAACAAAGUAAGAAAUUGAAAAUAAAUUGAAGUUGAUUUUU